Molecule: messenger RNA, 871 nt
Organism: Callorhinus ursinus (northern fur seal)
Lineage: Eukaryota; Metazoa; Chordata; Mammalia; Carnivora; Otariidae
Product: keratin-associated protein 14-like
Source: RefSeq, a predicted model, not a curated record
CUCAGAACCUUCUCUUUGUACAGCACAUCUCCUCUCACCAUGUCCUACAACUGCUGCUCUGGAAACUUCCCCUCCCAGUCCCUUGGGCGACACCUGCGCUACCCAGGAUCUUUCUGUGGCUCAUCCUACCCCAGCAACCUGUUCUGCAGCACCAACCUCCACUCUCCCAGCACCUGUCAGCUGGGUUCCUCCCUCUCCAGUGGCUGUCAGGAGACCGGCUGUGAGCCCACCAGCUGCCAGACAUCCUACCUGGUGUCUAGUCCCUGCCAGAUGUCCUGCUACCCGUCGAGAACCUCCACACUCUUCAGUCCCUGCCAGACGACUUACACCGGGUCUCUGGGCUUUGGCUCCAGCGGCUUUCAAUCUUUGGGUUGUGGCUCUCCCUCUCUGGGCUUUGGAUUGGGUGCUUUCCAAUCAGUGGGCUAUGGUCCCAGUGCUUUUUCAUCCCUGGGGUGUAGAUCCAGCUUUUACCGUCCACUCUACUCUUCUAGAAGCUGCCAGUCUGCUUUCUACCAACCAACUUGUGGAUCUGGCUUCUACUAAUCUUAUGUUUGAGCAUAAUACCUACUAUGUCUAGAAAUUUACCAUAAUACCAGCUAUGUCAAGAUCCAUGCUAUCUAUUGAUCUCUGUCCUAACAUUAGCUUACAAAUUUGACUUGUAUUGUUACCUAAUAUGGUUUAGAAAUAAUUUGAAUUCUGGUAAUCGGAAAACACAUUCAUUGAAGAAAGAUGUCAGAACAGCUUUCUUGUAGUUAUAUAAACAUGCAAUAUUGAAACAUAUUUCUUUCUUAAUAUCUUUCUUAAUAUCUCCUAGUGCAUUUAUUUAAAAUUUUACAAAAUGGAAAAAUGUAAGUGUAAAUAAAAAUGUUAC